Messenger RNA from Leptosia nina, 3336 nucleotides. NCBI's taxonomy places the organism in Eukaryota, Metazoa, Arthropoda, Insecta, Lepidoptera, Pieridae. The record is from the annotation of a GenBank genome assembly.
AUGGGUAACGCGCAAUGUUAUAGAAAUAAUGAAAAACCAGUGAAGAAUAAGAAAUCUAAAGCUAUCGAGAGAACAGCAGAAAUGGGCGCCAAGACGGAUAAGAAGUUGUCACAUGUGGACGCAGAAUAUAACUGGCAAAGAAAAGAAGAGAACGUCACAGAUAAGAAAAACGAAGAUCUCUGUUGUGCGAAUGGUGUAGAAAUAGAGGCGCCAUCGGACAAAAGUGUGUCACAAGAUUUGGCAAAUGGAACAAGCGAGGUCCCUCCUGGCAACACCAACACAAAUAACACUAUGAAGGACGAAACCAAGGAAUGUACUGCGGAUUCACCAAAGAACAAUAACUACAAUUUUCGAAGUAAUAAUACUAUGAACUCAUCUAGUCAUCUUAAAGACCCGCCAUUAUCAAACAUCGCGAACACCACGACGAGCCAACGGCUGCAAAGUUCUUCAGAGCGUGCCAGUUCUCUGAAGUCACAUCUGACGGAGUUAAAAAGUUCCAUCUCAGAAAUGAAGCACUUGAGUUGUACAAAUAACUUGCAAUUCGGACAAAGGUUUAAAAAAUCUACGGAGGACAUUUUAGAUUCUGCCAAAACGAAAGAUUACAGAGACCUAGACAAGUACGACUAUAGGAUAAACAAUUUAAGCGAUAACAAAAUAUUCCGAGAACCCUAUAAGCUGCAGAAUAAGCCAUACCUAAACGGAAGCAGUGUAUCUGGUGACAUAAAGUACAGCGCGGCGCAUACGAGUUCUGCAAGCUCAACAAAUGUGGUGACAGACGCAUUCAGUGCAUCUCGGUCAGCGGCGAACAGCAGCAGCUCGAGGCAGUUACAACAUGGGGACACGGUUUAUGCAGAAAACAGUGCUGUCGGAGCGACCAAAAGACUCUUACAAGCGGAAAGCCUCACCGCUGAACAGAACGCAGCUUAUCAACGAGAAAGACGAACGCUGCAGACGGCCGACAUGAACGCUCAAGAAGCGAAUAAUAUCUCGUCUUGUAGUUCCCGCCUGCAUACCGACGCCUUCAGUGCGGAAAGGACGGGUACAGCCACAUCGCAAGCCCGACAGACGGUUAGCUCCAGUGGAAUGUUUAGCCAUAAGGAACACUCGAGUGUAGCUCACUCAAACAUGACGUUAUCUAGCAAGAAUAUUUCUUCCAAAUCAUCUUUGUUCUCCUCUCAGAUAGACGAUAUUCUAAACGGGCCGAGUAAACUAAAUAACGACGAUUUAGCGAACUUAAACCUCGAUGAUUUAGGUGAAUUAAAUCAUCAUUCAAGCAUAAAGGAUAUCGAGGCGGCCAUUCACAAGUACUCCAACAGAAUGAAUAGUUUUAUAGCGGCUAUUAAAAAUGAACAAAUGGACAAUAACAAAGCAUCGUUGUACUUUAAUAAAAUAAAUGAGAUGCUGAGAAAAGCGUGGGCUGUGCCUACAUACGGCCACGAACUAGGAAAUUGUCUCUGUAAUACGUUAAGAACUUCUGGUGGCCUCGAUGUUCUAAUGGAUAAUUGUAUGGAGUCUAAAAAUCCAGAGAUACAAUUUUCAUCGGCGAAAAUUCUGGAACAAUGUCUCACAACAGAAAACAGAGAAUAUGUUGUAAAGAAUGGCUUAGAAAAGGUUGUAAAUGUUGCGUGCGUGUGCACAAAGAAUGCUAACUUAGUGGAUUACUGUCGGGUUGGAACUGGGAUAUUGGAACAUUUAUUUAAACACAGCGAAGGAACUUGUGGCGAUGUUAUAAAAUUAGGAGGAUUGGAUGCAGUUCUAUUCGAAUGUCGAAAGAAUGAUGUCGAAACAUUGCGCCACUGUGCGACAGCCCUCGCAAAUCUAUCGCUAUACGGUGGUGCUGAAAAUCAAGAAGCCAUGAUCAAACGUAAAGUGCCCAUGUGGCUGUUUCCUUUAGCGUUCCACCACGACGACAACAUAAAGUACUACGCUUGUUUAGCUAUAGCUGUACUUGUUGCUAAUAAAGAAAUCGAAGCAGCCGUAUUAAAAUCGGGCACAUUGGAUCUAGUGGAGCCCUUUGUGACGUCGCAUAAUCCAUCGGACUUUGCUAGAUCGAAUCUUUCUCAUGCUCAUGGUCAAAGUAAACAUUGGCUGCAAAAGUUGGUGCCUGUUUUGAGUUCAAAGAGAGAGGAGGCGAGAAACCUGGCCGCUUUCCAUUUCUGCAUGGAGGCGGGAAUCAAGAAGCAGCAAUGUAACACAGAAAUUUUCAAAGAAAUAGGCGCAAUCGAACCUCUCAAAAAAGUUGCAAGCUGCCCCAAUGCGGUGGCGUCAAAGUACGCUGCGCAAGCGCUCAGAUUGAUCGGGGAAGAAGUACCGCACAAGCUGUCUCAGCAGGUGCCUCUUUGGUCAAUCGAAGAUGUACGAGAGUGGGUAAAACAGAUUGGAUUCGCUGACUACGCAAAUGAUUUCUACGAGAGCAGAGUUGACGGCGAUCUAUUGCUACAAAUAACAGAAGAGAACCUUAGGGACGACAUCGGCUUAGAUAACGGAAUUAAACGAAAACGAUUCGCAAGAGAGUUACAACAGUUAAAGAAAAUGGCAGAUUAUAGCCUAAGAGACACUUGCAGCCUUCAUGAGUUCUUGCAAAACAUUGGCCCAGAAUAUACUAUAUACACUUAUUCAAUGUUGAAUGCUGGUGUUGACAAAGAAUCUAUUUUUGGAUUGAGCGAUGAACAACUAGAAAAUGAAUGUUACAUAAAGAACAGUAUUCAUAGGUUAAGAAUACUUAAUGCGAUUAGAGAUUACGAAAGCCGUUUGCCUAGUAUUGAAGAAGAUAAUAUGGUGAAGAAUUUGGACGUUUUUAUAAGCUAUCGAAGAUCGAAUGGCUCACAGUUAGCGAGUUUACUCAAAGUUCAUUUAAAUCUACGAGGAUUUACGAUUUUCAUAGACGUAGAAAGACUUGAGGCCGGAAAGUUUGAGAAUUUAUUGCAAAGUAUACGUCAAGCGAAACACUUUUUGUUAGUUCUUACUCCGAACGCCUUAGAAAAAUGCAAGCAUGACACAGAACAAAAAGAUUGGCUACAUCGGGAAAUUGUGGCCGCGUUGCAAUCUCAGUGCAACAUCGUACCAAUUAUCGACAACUUCGAGUGGCCCGAACCGGAGGAACUGCCCGAAGACAUGAGAGCGGUUUGUCAUUUCAACGGCGUCCGUUGGAUACAUGAUUACCAGGACGCGUGUGUUGAAAAGCUGGAAAGCUUUCUACGAGGAAAAUCUAACUUAGUGACAAGAUUAGAAGGAUCACUUCGUGGACCUGGUCACAGUCAGACACCAUGCUCUAUCAACAGAGGACCAUCAAAUUUUCAACAUAUACAAUCAAUUGAUACUGAUGAAAGAAGUUAG